Molecule: messenger RNA, 3528 nt
Organism: Austrofundulus limnaeus
Lineage: Eukaryota; Metazoa; Chordata; Actinopteri; Cyprinodontiformes; Rivulidae
Gene: setdb1a
Product: SET domain bifurcated histone lysine methyltransferase 1a
Biological process (GO): heterochromatin organization; negative regulation of gene expression
Cellular component (GO): nucleus
Molecular function (GO): zinc ion binding; DNA binding; protein binding
Source: RefSeq, a predicted model, not a curated record
UUUCGGACACUCCGGGACACAAAGCAUGCGUUACCCUUUAGCCUUUAGCUAGUAUUCAUUAGCAUUAGCAGCGAGCUAGUUUUAACUCUGCGCGAUACAGGAUGGACAACAGCGAGCGGAUGGAGGUUGAUGAAUGGGACCCCAGUCUGGAGGAGGACCUGGGCGUGUCCUUGGACGACCUGAAGAAGCUGAUCGAAGAAGCUGUGGAGCAGAGUGAGGCGGUGCAGAAGAAAAAAGCUCAGCUGAAAGAACUCAAGCAGAGGGUCGAGGAGAAAGAGGCGGAGGAGGCCAAGACGGAGAAGCUUCUCAACGAAGCGAACCAGUCGAUAUUCGAGUGUGAGAUGCUGGUGAGGGCGGCUUAUCAGAAGAAUGGACUGGUGUACCGGGAGAGCAGCUCGGAGGAUGAAGGAGGAGGAGAGGAUGGAGGGACCUCUGAAGUGAUCGAGAUUGAUGACGAUGAAGAUGAUGAUGUCAUCGCUGUUGGUUGUUUGGUUCCUCCAAAGAAGAGUUUAACUCCUUCCACAGAUGCAACGUUAAAAGAAGCCUCUGCAGUUCUACAGAAAACCACCCAGCAGGUGCAGAAGCUGGCCCUAAUGGUGACCAAGCCUCCACAGGGAACUCCGUUGAUCCGCUCUACACCGCAGCCUCCGGCUCAGUCAGGCGUUCCGAGUCAAGAGCCGACAGUAUUUGUGGCACAAGCUCCGUCUCAGGCGAUGACCCAGCCGAAUCCCACCAUUAAAGAAGAUGAGCUGAAGGUUGGGAUGAACAUUCUGGGGAAAAAACGCACCAAGACGUGGCACAAAGGCACCCUCGUGGCUGUCAACCCUCUUGGAAACACUGCUUUCAAAUACAAAGUGAGGUUUGAUAAGGGCAAGAGUUUGCUGUCUGGGAAUCACAUCGCUUUCGAAUACAACCCGACCCUGGAGAGCCUGUUUGUCGGAGCUCGUGUGGUCGCCAAAUACAAAGAUGGAAACCUGACGUGGCUUUACGCGGGAAUCAUCGCAGAGAUGCCCAACAACAAGAACCGCAUGAGGUUUUUGAUUUUCUUUGACGAUGGUUAUGCUUCGUAUGUGAUACUGCCUGAACUCUACCCAGUUUGCAGACCAUUAAAACGUACUUGGGAAGACAUCGAGGACGCAUCCUGUCGAGACUUCAUUGAGGAGUACAUCUCGGCCUACCCCAGCAGACCGAUGGUGCUCCUGAAGGUCGGUCAGAUCAUCAAGACGGAGUGGGAGGGAACGUGGUGGAGGAGCAAAGUGGAGGAGGUGGACGGCAGCUUGGUCAAAAUUCUCUUUUUGGAAGACAAAAGGAGCGAAUGGAUUUACAGAGGAUCCACCAGACUGGAGCCCAUGUUCAAUCUGAAAAUGACCUCAGCAAACACUCAAGAGAAAAAGCUGGCCGGCCACCAGAGGACAAGACCGAACAUGGGAAUAAGCAUCAGAUGGCAAAGAAGAGUACUUCUCCAUUCAUCCCUGGGGUGGGAGGGACACAUGCUUCCAAAAUGCUGCAGUCUCUGUCAAGUCCCACCAAUCUGACAAGUGGAAAAAUCUUGAGCCCUCUCGGCACUCCUACAUCCACUUCCACACUUCUGUACCAGAGGCAGCAACCCGCUGCAGCUGCCGUCCCGCCUCCCGUGACACACGCCAUGGCCACCAUCCCUCAGCAGCCCUCCUACAGAGCGCCGACGGACAGGAUCUUCUACCUGGCACACACGUGUCAGCCUGCGUGUCUGAAGCGAGUUCGACCAGCCAAGCCGGACGUGCACAGAGGGAAGAACCCCCUCCUCACUCCCCUGCUGUACGACUUCAGACGCAUGACGAGUCGACGCAAAGUCAACCGUAAGGUGUCUUUCCACGUGACCUACAAGGCUCCGUGUGGACUCUGCCUACGAAACAUGUCAGAGAUACAGAAUUACCUCUUCCAGUCUCGCUGCGACUUUAUAUUCUUAGAGAUGUUCUGUCUAGACCCCUAUGUUCUCGUGGAUCGACCCUUCCAGCCACAAAGGCCCUUCUAUUACAUCCCAGACAUCACCAGUGGGAAGGAGGACAUCCCACUUUCCUGUGUCAACGAGAUCGAUACCACACCACCUCCUAAAGUCGCGUACAGAUCUACGAGUGUAAUAAAAGGUGCAAAUGCUGCGCUUCGAUGUGCACCAACCGGCUGGUGCAGCACGGCCUGCAGGUCCGCCUUCAGCUCUUUAAGACCCAGAACAAAGGCUGGGGCAUCCGGUGUCUGGAUGAUAUCGCUAAAGGCUCGUUUGUCUGCAUUUACGCUGGUAAAAUCUUGACGGAUGACUUCGCUGACAAAGAAGGUCUAGAGAUGGGCGAUGAGUAUUUUGCCAACCUGGACCACAUAGAGAGCGUGGAGAACUUUAAGGAAGGCUAUGAGAGCGAGGCUCACUGCUCCGACAGUGAGGGAAGUGGAGUGGACGUGUCCAGAAUCAAAAUCCAGCCGUCUGCUUUAGUUUCUGGCAACAACGUGGGACGACCUCCCAAAAAGCCUCGAAGCUCGAGCUCUUCAAGCAGCAGCAACAGGGACGACAAGGACUCGAAGAGCGACGAUGAAAGCGACAGUUCAGACGACACGUUUGUGAAGGAAAACUAUUUCAACUCCAGUUCUGUGUGGAGGAGUUACACCACACGUGGGCAGGUCAAGGUCAAUAAAGAAGGGAGUCAGGACAGUAAAGAUGGAUUGAGUGUUUCCAGAGGAGCAGCUGGUGAAAAUCCUCCACUGAUCCCAGAAGAGACGGGGAAAAGCAAAGUGGCUUCCUGGCUAACAAGCCAGGGGAUCAAGAAGGACGCCGAAGUCGGUCAAACUAAGAAGCUGGAAGUGACGACGGUCUCUGACAGCGAUGAUGUUCAGACCAUCAGCUCAGGAUCUGAGGACAACAAGGACAGAGACCAAGUCACUCCAGCUGGCCCCAGUGUGACCAAAAAGCAGACGGCGGUGAAAUCCACCCGAGGCAUCGCCCUGAAGAACAGCCACAGCAUGAUGGUGAAGACAGGAACACCUGGCGGAGGGGCGGGGCCAAGCGGUCAGGGCGGGAAACACGGACAGCAGGGGCAGCAGGGAGGAGGCGGAGAAAACGCUCUGAAAAACACUCGUCUGUUCUUCGACGGCGAGGAAUCCUGCUACAUCAUCGACGCCAAGUUGGAGGGAAAUCUCGGGCGAUACCUGAACCACAGCUGCAGUCCUAACCUCUUCGUUCAGAACGUGUUUGUGGACACACACGACCUGCGCUUCCCCUGGGUGGCCUUCUUUGCCAGCAAGCGUAUCCGGGCCGGCACCGAGCUGACCUGGGACUACAACUAUGAGGUGGGCAGCGUAGAAGGUAAAGAGCUGCUGUGCUGCUGUGGAUCCACGGAGUGCCGAGGAAGACUGCUGUGAUCCUUCACCCUUAGAUCCCCUUCAACGCUGUAUCUUAGCUUCCUGUUCCGUUGCUUUUAUUUUAUUUUAUUUUAUUCCUGCAUCAAAUCAUGUGGUCCACGACGUUUUCUGUACAACUGAAUAAACUUUUCAUGAAACGGC